AUGGAAACGCUUGAAACUGACCCACCAUUAACCCCAACUAGUUUAUUUUACGUAAGAAUGAAUGACGGAGAUGAUGGAAAUGAAAAUGAAGAGGACCACAGAAAUGUCAACCACGACUCUUCCGCCGAAUCUACACAUGAAAAAGAAGAUUUAAGUAUACUUCAGGCUGUGGUAUUUAUUGAAGAUGCUGCUAAGUACAGAGAUAUUCGACACAAGAUUGACAGAAAUGCUUUACGAGUGUACAGGAUCUAUCACAGUAAACCCAUUGAAGUGUUCCGAACAAUGGUCAUCUGUAUAAUUCACCUGCUGGCAUUCUUUGAGUUUCCAUCUUCUCUCACUUGGACCUCAGACAUCCGUUUCCGCGGUGAAAGAAUCACACUUCCAUGUGGUAUCACGGAGAGCAUUGAGCUUGUCUGUUUACUAUUACUGUUGGCAGAUGUUUGUAUAAAGAUCCACCUGAUUGGUAAGGUGGAAGUACUGAAGAAGAAAUGGCUUGUUGCUGCUGUAUUCAUUCUCGCCUUCUCACUGAUUGAUUGGAUGGUCACCAUUGGCUUGAGUUGUACUGAGACAAAACGAUUCCGCAGGAUUGUUCGCCCUUUCUUCCUAAUUUCCAAUUCAAACUUGAUGAAGAAGACUGUUAAGUGUGUACAGAGAACUCUACCUGAAGUAGCAAGUGUACUGUUGUUGCUUGCUCUACACUUAUAUGUCUUCACACUUCUUGGGAUGUUACUAUUUCCCACACCCAGAGAUAUACACAAACCUAGUAACAAUUCUAUGGAGAUUUUCCUGGUGGGGAACAGUUCUAAUAGUACCACUUUAUCACCUAUAUCUAAUACAACACUGUCACCAGUAGCACAAGAAGGAAGUACCUACUUCAGGACCAUAUCCAAUGCUUUUAUGAAUUUAUUGGUUUUACUAACAACAGCUAAUAAUCCAGAUGUCAUGAUGCCUGCAUACCAAAACAACAGAUUUUAUGCAUUAUAUUUCAUAACCUUCCUGUUGAUUGGCAACUAUUGUUUUAUGAAUAUGUUUUUGGCUGUGAUCUACAACCAGUUCAGAGGAUACUUUAAGACUUCAAUGCAAGCUAGUCUGUUGAGACGAAGAGUUGGAGUACGAGCUGCUUAUGAGGUGCUGAAAGAUAGAGACCUCUACACCCACGUGUCUAGUUCUCCCGAGUCAGGUGUUGCCAUAGAAACAGUCAGAUUGGUACUGGAGGAUGUUACAUUACCCAAGAAAGUCAAAAGGGCCAUAUCCCAGGACCUGAAUGAGAGACAAACAAACCAAGUCAGCAGUUUAAAGAAUCUACAGUUUCAGGAGUGUUUUGAUCUGAUAGUGAAAGAAUCCUUCACUCGCCAUAAACCAGAAGUGCGAUGGCUGUACAACCCAAUCCUUCGUCGGUUACAGCGUGUGAUCGCCCACCGAUUCUACAACUACUUUGGCAAUGUGGUGGCUCUUUUUAAUGUCAUCAUGAUUUCAGUGGAACUUGCUACUCAGUAUGACAAAUCACUGAACUCCAAUAAAUCUGCUUUAAAUAUUGUGAACUUUGCCUUCAUUUUGUAUUACCUAUUUGAGCAAACAUUCAAGCUAGCUGCACUGGGAUGGAAACGUUAUGUGUAUGAAAGAUGGAACAUAUUUGAUGGCAUCACCACCGUUUUCCUUGUGAUAGUAGAAAUAUUUUCUAUUGCCAAAUAUGGUCUUCCAUUAUCAAAGUCAGGAGAAGUACACGACCAGCUUAGUCUUUGGAAUGCUGUCCGCAUCAUCAACAUUCUCAUCAUGGUGCGCCUGUUUAGAAUUAUACCUCACAUAAAGGCGAUGUCUAUUGUUGCAAACACUCUUGUGGAUCUCAUAAAGAAUCUAAAGGCUUUCGCUGGUAUCCUUGUGGUGAUAUAUUAUUCCUUUGCUAUACUGGGUAUAGAGAUCUUCCAUGAUGUUAUAACAUACACAGAGGAAAAUAGCACAGCAACAAUGGGCCUUGUCUAUGAUUGUGGGACCUACCAACAGCUAGAGUACUGGGCAAACAACUUUGAUGACUUUGCUGCAGCCAUCGUUGUAUUAUGGGAUGUAAUGGUUGUUAAUAACUGGAGUAUUUUCCUAGCAGCGUACGCCAAAGCUCUGUCUCAGUGGAGCUAUAUAUACUUCAUAGUGUGGUGGCUGGUUUCGGUACUUUUAGUAUUACAGUUGUUUACAGCCCUCAUUAUUGAGAACUUCAUCAUGAAGUGGGAUCGAAGUAGUCGACAUGAGGAGGCGGGAAGGAAUGAGGACCAGGGCAACAACAGUUUUACAGAAUCUCUUCACUACAUGUCACUCCACGAAAUGUUCAGAGAAAAUUUGGAAGAACCUUCAGAAUCUGUGAUUCUACAGGAAAUUAAUGGACACAAAUUCCUGAAUUUAAGUAUAUCACAAACUUGAUAAUCAAAAUGAGGUGAUGUACACCCCUAUCUAUCUGUCUUCCUUUUUAUUUUUGAGAUACUAUGCUUGUAAUACUCUACCUGUAUACCUUUAUAGA
This is a messenger RNA of Ylistrum balloti, 2506 nucleotides long. Its product is annotated as two pore channel protein 2-like. NCBI's taxonomy places the organism in Eukaryota, Metazoa, Mollusca, Bivalvia, Pectinida, Pectinidae. Gene Ontology annotation, molecular function: monoatomic ion channel activity; voltage-gated channel activity. Bases 1 to 2409 code for a protein of 802 amino acids. Gene Ontology annotation, cellular component: lysosomal membrane. The transcript has 26 exons. The record is from RefSeq and is a predicted model, not a curated record. Gene Ontology annotation, biological process: transmembrane transport; monoatomic ion transport.